Molecule: messenger RNA, 546 nt
Organism: Elgaria multicarinata webbii
Lineage: Eukaryota; Metazoa; Chordata; Lepidosauria; Squamata; Anguidae
Product: C-type lectin lectoxin-Enh6-like
Exons: 6
Coding region: 1-546 (181 amino acids)
Molecular function (GO): signaling receptor activity
Source: RefSeq, a predicted model, not a curated record
AUGGUCACCCUAUUCAUCAAGGACAAGUACCUUGACGGCAUCGCUUUGCCGUUCGUACAGAUGGGACCAGUCGCAUCCCUCCCACUCUCCCUUUUGGGCCUUCUGGUCACCACCUUCUUCUUGCAAGGUGCCAAAGCUGCAAACUGUCCCAGACACUGGAUAAAGUAUGCUGACAGUUGCUUUGGACUAUUUCCUGAGAAGCUGACAUGGGCAGAGGCAGAGAUGAGCUGUCAGAGCCGUGGCAUCGGUGGCCAUCUUGCUUCAUUUACCUCCGAGUCAGAGCUGACUGUAGUGGCCAAAUACAUCCUUAACACUUUCCCAACUGUGGAAACCAUCUGGAUCGGGAUGGAGGACCCACAGAAGACCAGAAGGUGGAGAUGGAGUGACUCGAACCCAGUGACCUUCAUCCCUUGGAAUGCUGGGGAGCCCAACAAUAACAAAGGAAACGAAUACUGUGUCCAAAUAUCAGUCUCGCAAGGCUUCUUGAAAUUUAAUGAUGUGGACUGUAAAAUGGAAAGCACUUCCCUCUGCAAGUCUGUGCUGUAG